Molecule: messenger RNA, 1211 nt
Organism: Aphanomyces invadans
Lineage: Eukaryota; Oomycota; Saprolegniomycetes; Saprolegniales; Verrucalvaceae
Exons: 3
Coding region: 27-1058 (343 amino acids)
Source: RefSeq, a predicted model, not a curated record
GGGAGGGUUGUGGUUGGCCGACGAGGAUGGCAGGACAGGAGCCGAAGCGGAAAGCUGCCGCGAUCCUGAUCUUGUCCAAGGUCAAGUUUCCGUCGAGCGAUGACUUGUACAGAGCCCAGGUCACGGCCACCAACGGGGCGCUGCCCAUCACAGUGUGGCUCGAGUCGCUGCGAACCCAUCAUCAAUGGGAGUGCGACGUAACAUGCUUUGACGAGCAUAAACCUUUGACGGCGGGGUAUGCUCUGCCGUCCGAGAUGAUCUUGGCGGCGUUGAUGAGCGUGCUCACAAACUCGUCGAAACGCGCUCGGGGCGACAACGGAGUCGCCGACUCGGAGCACGUCGAAGUGGACCUGAAACCCGCGGCCGCCAGCACAGACCGGUUGUUGCUCCAGUUGGCUUUACAGGCGUUCGUUGGUCUGCGGGCCGAGUACACGUUUGAGAUGCUGCCGCGGCGACGGGAGCCAUUGGACGCGCUUCGGUCCCACGUCUAUGCUGUGCAGGAAGCGGUGGACGAGUUGAAGGCACAAGCGCACGAGUUCACGGAGGAAGUGCUUUCGAACGCCCAAGUUGACUGGCUGUCCGUCGCUACACGCACCACUACACGCACUGGCGCGGCUGUGCAGUGGCCGCUGCACGCCCGCGUUCCCGACCACUGGGUGGGCUUUGUGGACGAAGAGUGCACGACCUUGACGCUGAAGCGCAGUGGUUUGUACCACAUUCAAGUGUCGGGACCGUGCUCGUCGUUCGCGAGCGAGCUCGUGCUAUCCGUCGACGACGUCCGCGUCGCUGUGGCGCAGGCGAUCAAGCAAGAUGGCGCUACAGACGACCGCAAGGCCAGAACCCGCCUGCAUCUUUCCCACAUCCUGUCCCUCGAUGCACAUGCCCGAUUUCGGAUACACGUGGCGUCCGGCGCGACGUGCCACCAUUCCAAGUGCGCUGCUGCCAUGUGCAAAAAGGUCAAAUUUGGAGGAGUCGGCGGAGGGCGUGCCGAGCUCUACGUGCAUGUCCUUGGUUUCACCGACACUAGCGGCGCCACGGCCACCGAUUGUGAAUGCUAGCACGCGUCAACAGGACCUCCCAAACAAUUCUUACGGUGACCUAGGACGCAUGCAUCGGGCCAGACACUGCAAAGUCGCGCACAUCCACUCAAGCCGUUCUGCCUUGCUUGUGCAAACAACAUGCCUCCUCCAAACAAUCCAUGCAAACACGGG